UCUCUCUCUCUCUCUCUCUCUCUCUCUCUCUCUCUCUCUCACGCAUUUUCUCUUCUCUCUGUUCCCAAUUUCAUACCUUACCCUGAAGAAUCUGUCUUCUCUCUCUCUCUCUCUCUCUCACAGUUCGAACAUCCUCUUGCAAUGGAUGCCACUGAUACUCCUCCACGUUUCUUUAAAGUUUUCAUCUCCCAUUUUAGCUCUGAUUCCAUGCUGAUCCCUAUUUCCUACUACGAUGAACUCCCUCGUCUUUUACCUGAAACGGCGAUUCUCCAAGGCACUGGUGGAUGCUCUUGGAACGUAGCGAUGAAUCUGAAGGAAGAGGAGGUGUGUUUUGAACAAGGGUGGCCCGAGUUCGUUAAGGACAACUCUCUCAUCGAUGGAGAUUUUUUGACCUUCGUGUACAAUGGAGACAGCGUUUUCGAGGUCAGCAUCUAUGGCCUCCAUGGAUGUAAAGAGAAUAGAGCAGUCACUGAAGUGGAGGAGGAUGACAAAGAAGACAGUACUUGUUUUCUAAGCAGCGAUGACACAAAUACUAGUUCUGAAUCCGAGAUGGCCACUGCAAUUCCGAGAAGCAAGAACAAAGGAAAAGAGGAGGAUUCUGACGACAGUGAUGACAGUGUUCAUUCUCUAAACAGUGAAGACACAGAGACAGAAACAGAGAAGAACAAAGGAAAGCCGAAAGAGAAAGUUAUGGAGGAGGACAUUGAUUUUUCUCUAGACAGUGAAGAAACAGAGACAGAAGGUUCUGAAUUCAAGAAUGUUAAUACAAUCCGGAGAAGCAAGAACAAAGGAAAGAAGAAAGUGGAAGUUGUGGAGAGCUCUGAUGAAGACACUGAUAGUGAUUAUAUUGAAGCUUUUAGUCGCUUGGAUUUUGAAGAAAAUUCCAACAGUGACAGUUCUUAUUCUCCAGAUUGCGAGGACACAUCCGCUCAUGUCAAACCAAAGGUGACAAAUCCUAAGAAGAAAGGAAAGUCCAUAGUGUCUACUGGUGAGAGUUCUCAUCGUGUUGAACCAUCCAAAAGGAGGGAGAAAGUAAAGAGAAAGAUCAAAAACCCCGAGGUAUAUCUAGAUGAUCCAAAUAAUGUACAUUUCGAGACAGGCGUGAAGAAUAGGAAAUACGAGCUGUUGGUUCAUGCACAACUGGUGAAAGACUACUGCUUAAGGUUUCAAGAAUACAUUAGCUACAUCGACCCAAAGGGGAAACUAGAAGCAAAAACUGCAAGGUGGAGGGAUCAACGUGUGUGUAUCAAAAGAUGGAAACGCAUAUGCGAUAGGAACAAACUGAAGAAAAACGAUCGCAUCGUGUGUGAAAUCUUGCGCAACCAAGAUUUGGUUUACGCUAUUAAAGUUCACAUCGUCCGGGGAAUAUAUCUGUAAACACUAUUGGUUUGAUUAGAGAAGAAACGGAUAUUGUUACUCAUCUUUAUGAUUUCCCAGUUAUGUUGUAAUCAAUUAACAUCACUAUCUGCUCUCUCUUUUAUGAGUUUCAUCAUCUACAUUCAACA
Messenger RNA from Eutrema salsugineum, 1505 nucleotides. Its product is annotated as B3 domain-containing protein At4g34400. The transcript is spliced from 8 exons. The coding region runs from base 142 to 1377 and encodes 411 amino acids. Gene Ontology annotation, molecular function: DNA binding. Lineage: Eukaryota; Viridiplantae; Streptophyta; Magnoliopsida; Brassicales; Brassicaceae. The record is from RefSeq and is a predicted model, not a curated record.